GAGCUGAGCAAAGAGAGAGGAAGGAGGCUGCUCGGAAGGGGUUGUGACAAGCCCAGCAAUGUGGAGAAGCCUGGGGCUUGCCCUGGCUCUCUGUCUUCUCCCAUGGGGAGGAGCAGAGAGCCAGGGACAAAGCUCCUUUUGUAAGCCGCCUCCAGCCUGGAGCAUAGGGGAUCAAAAUCCAAUGGUGAACUCAAGUGGUUCAGUGACAGUGGUGGCCCUUCUUCAAGCCAGCUGAUACCUGUGCAUUCUGCAGGCAUCCAGAUUGGAAGACCUGCGAAUAAAACUGGAGAAAGAAGGAUAUUUGAACAUCUCUUAUGUUGUUGUUAAUCAUCAAGGACUUUCUUCUCAAUUAAAAUAUAUGCAUCUUAAAAAUAAGGUUUCAGAGUAUAUUGCUGUUUAUCAACAAGAAGAAAACCAAACAGAUGUCUGGACGCUCUUAAAUGGGAAAAAGGAGGACUUCCUCAUAUAUGACAGAUGUGGCCGUCUUGUAUACCAUCUUGGUUUGCCUUACUCCUUCCUAACUUUCCCGUAUGUAGAAGAAGCCAUUAAAAUUACUUACUGUAAAGAGAGGUGUGGAAGCUGCUCUCUCACGACCCUGGAAGCUGAAGACUUCUGUAAAAUGGUAUGUUUGGCUACUGUGGGAGACACAACUGAGGCUCCCCAGCCACAUCACCACCACCACCACCACCACCACCACCACCAUCGUCAUCAUCACAAGCAUGGGCAUCAGCAUCAUGGGAUUGAUGGGGUUUCAGAGAAUCAGCAACCAGAAGCCCCAGAUACUGCUGAGCAUCCCACUCCUUGAGGCCUCCAUCGCCACCAUAAGCACAAGAACCACCAAAGAGAGGGCCACCCAGACACCUGAGAUCUGCCAGCAGGAAGUGAAAGUUCACAACCUUCUGUUCCACAAAAGAGGCUCUGACGAAAGGGGUGUAUAAAUCAAUUACUCUGCAAAUUGCCUAAAGAUUCAGGGUUGGCCCCUAACAGCUGUUGCUGACACUGACGACAUCUGAUAUUUGAAAAAACAGGGUCUGCAAUCACCUGACAAUGUAAAGAAAGCCUCCCCUCUCUAUGCAGCUGACAGGGACUUUGGGCAGAGGAGAAUGUCAUUGAAUCUUGACAGUGACGUUUACCUCCAGCUGCCUGACAAGCAAGUCAGCAGCUUCAGCCCACAGAAGCCAGCACCAAUUGAAGCUGAAAACAUAAGGCCAAAAUGUGAAAAUGACCUUCAUACUAAAUACUUAAAUAAGACAUACUCCCCAAGUCAGUCUAGACAAUUUCAUUUCCAGCAUUUUAUAAGCCACCUAAUUAAUAAUGACCCAGAAAUAAGAAUUGGAUUUGUACAAACAUGGAGAAAUCUAUCAUAUUGGCUUCGAAAUUUUAAAAUUUAAGUCAAAGAAAUUUUGACCCAAACCAUAUUUUCAUUAUUUUAUUAUAAAGGUGAUUGCAGCAUUUGGUUGUUUUUUUUUUCUCUUUUUCCAGUAUUCUGCUUGCUUCAAUGAGAACAGAGACGUAAACUAUGACCUAGGGGUUUCUGUUGGAUAGUUAGCAAUUUAGAAUGGAAAAAGAACAACAAAGACAUGUUUUCCAUUUUUUUCUUAUUUCUCAAAAAAAUAUUAUCUUUGUCUUUUUAAUCUUAUGUUUUUAACUGACUAAACCUUUAAAGAACUCAGUGAAUUCUGUCUUUUAAGUUUCAGAAAUACUGACACAAGAAUAUUUUGCUAGGACUACAUUUUAAAUAUCCAUUUAUACUUUGUAUAUCUAAGAGUCAUAUCUUGAUUUUUACUAUCACAUAUGAAUGAAACCCUUAUAUCUUGUUUUCUUUAUCUAGCAUUGUAUCACACUCUUAAAUUUAAGAUAGUCUGUCUUGAAAGUUGUAAUGGAAAAGAUAAAAGAAUGUUGUCUGUCUCUUGAUUGCUUAGAAAGUAUUUCCAUAGUCAAUGAUGGUUCAGUAGGUAAACCAAGUCCUAUAAACCUGAACUCCUUUAUGGUUAAUACUAUUAAGCAAGAAUGUAGUAUACGAUUGGACAAAUGUGGAUUUGUUUAAAUAAACUCAAUUUAAAAAGUUUAAA
Odobenus rosmarus divergens (Pacific walrus) is the source of this 2072-nucleotide messenger RNA. RefSeq names its product selenoprotein P, plasma, 1 (gene SELENOP). The transcript is spliced from 5 exons. Lineage: Eukaryota; Metazoa; Chordata; Mammalia; Carnivora; Odobenidae. The record is from RefSeq and is a predicted model, not a curated record. Gene Ontology annotation, molecular function: selenium binding. Gene Ontology annotation, biological process: selenium compound metabolic process. Gene Ontology annotation, cellular component: extracellular region.